This is a messenger RNA of Drepanopeziza brunnea f. sp. 'multigermtubi' MB_m1, 486 nucleotides long. Lineage: Eukaryota; Fungi; Ascomycota; Leotiomycetes; Helotiales; Drepanopezizaceae. The record is from RefSeq and is a predicted model, not a curated record.
AUGUUGGAGCUGCUCGAGCAGGCUGAGCAUGAGAGAACUCGCGACAAAUUUGAGGAUCCGCGCCGCGUGUUUUUAGCGCAGGGCUGCUGCCACCAAAUUGGUGAACCAGACCACCGCAAGAAGACCACCUUCUUAGCUUUUGAGCAUCCGGAAUUCGCAUUAUAUUCACCACCUACACUCUUUUACGCCUCAAAUUCGAAUUGCAAGCAACAAUGGUCACUGGACGCUCUCGUUGGACUUGUGAUGCUUGUCGCCGCGACAGUUGUCUUCUUAUACUACUCCAUCUGGACUUUGCUCAUGCCCUUCGUCGAUUCGGACCACCCUUUGCAAAACGUUUUCCCUCCUCGAGUCUGGGCUAUCCGGAUACCUGUGAUUCUGAUUCUAUGUGCCUCUGCCGUUGUGGGAUCAUUCCUCAGCGUCGUUAUGAUCCGGAGUAACAGAAAGAGAGCGGCAAAGGCCAAGGUCGCUGGCAAGAAGAAGGCCUAA